Harmonia axyridis is the source of this 1857-nucleotide messenger RNA. RefSeq lists its product as uncharacterized. The transcript is spliced from 3 exons. The coding region runs from base 211 to 1683 and encodes 490 amino acids. The record is from RefSeq and is a predicted model, not a curated record. NCBI's taxonomy places the organism in Eukaryota, Metazoa, Arthropoda, Insecta, Coleoptera, Coccinellidae.
UAAAGAAAAUCGAAUAUUGGAAAAAUAUCGGAGUAUUUUUCUCAGUCUCAAACGAGAGCACAAUAGAAAAUUGAGAUUUGUCAGUUCAUUUGUCAUUAAUCGAGAUGAAAUUAUUACUAAAAUUUGUAUAAAAUUACGAGUUGACGAUGAACAUUAGUCCUGUGGGGUGCUUUAUUCUCCAAAAAAUCUCAAAAGAACUAACUCAAAAACAUGGAAGAGCUACCAAAAGUCAACAGCGUUCGUGCCAUAAUAGAUCUCUUCGAGGAGAACUGCAGAAGUGAGACUGCCAUACGUUUGAAUAAAUCCAUGUCUAAAUCCUUCUCAGGACUGUCGUUCUCAGAAAGGAAAUUGAAAUCGAAUACCACCAACGAUUCUAAUCUAUUCUAUAACCUGGAGCAGAGAUUGCUAGCCAUUUCCUUUAAACUGAAGGAUUACAGGGUCUACGCUAAAGAUAGGCAUAUCGGCAUUCAGGAAGAACUGGUUGAAAUCAUGACAAUUCUUUUAAAUACCGAUAUCAAGAACUCUUGUAAGAAGAGGGAACUCGUGUAUGACAUUAGAGCUUGUUUCAAAGAAUUGAACGAUAAGUUGCCUGGCUCUUUUGGCCUACUGCGACAAGGAUUUGGUGAUUCCACUUAUCAGCCUUUCAAUUGGAGAAGGCCCAAUUCGAUUGGAGGGGCAAUUUUAAACUCUAAAGAGCCUAUAAAAACCACCGACAGCCAAAUAGUGUAUGGAAGUUCCUCCGCCAAGAUUCCUACAUCCCCAAGAGGAGGAAUUCCUCUAAGAACUCAAUCGUUUGUUGAACGUUAUUAUCCCUCCGAAUUCGAUGGAGCAGACAAGCAAGCGAAAUCUUUCGAAAGCAACGAUGCUUUAUUAUCUCCUAGUUCAUUCAGAAGGUCUCCAGAUUUCGUUAUAGGAGGAGCAGUAGGAACCAGACGCCCAGUCAAUACUAUAGGUCUGGCUUCGGUGAUAGCGAGAUCAAAUGAUCAAGUUCAUCUUAGAGCAUUCCAAAGAAGUGCAUCGGAAGUAGCAUCUGGUGAAAUCCAAGAAACUCCCACGACCAUUGGUUCGAGUGAAAAUUCCAAACGCUUGUCUUAUGGUGGUCAACUUCGAGAACGUAGAAGACCUGUCUCCCUUGGUGGAGCUGCUAUGACUUUCAACACACAUGAGGAUAUCAUUUCUUCAUUGAAAUUUCCUCAUCAAAAACCAUUAACUCCAACGAAGGAUUCAGAGCAACAUGAAGACCAUAACGAAAAAGAAUUCCAAAAUAAUGAAGUAGAAAUAAAAGACAGCUCAGAAGAUGACAAUUUACAAAGUGUCGACCUAUUGAAGAAAUUUUUCGAGUUGAAAUCGGUCGAGAAGAUACAACAACAAAAAUCAUUCAACGCUAAAGAGAACCAAAGAGAGGAUUUUCAAGAAUACGUUCAAUCUAUAGAAAAAUCAGUUCAAGCCAAUGAAGAAAGUGUUGACGAUUCCAACAACGACACCAUUGUUACAAUCGAUAUUACAGAAGAUGGGGAAAAAAGAAUUGUAAUCUCCAGAUCUAAUUCGAGUCAAGUAGACGAUUCAGAGGCAUUGAACACUCCAAUGUUACGCCAGGAAGAAGUUGAUGAAGUAGUCAUAACCAGCAAACGUCAUGAUUCCUGUAGUUCACAACAAUCGAUUUAUUUGGACCCGGUUGAUUAGAGAUGGUGAUGGUUCUUCUGAAGUACCCACAAGCCACUACAAUAAUUUGAAUAAGACCUUUAAUUGAUCAAAUAACUGUGGAUGAAAUCAUGUAAUUUAUAAUGAGACUAAUUAUAAUGGAAAAUAACUGAUACCUUUAUAAUAUAUUGAAAAAAUAAAACAUAAACAUAGGAA